Messenger RNA from Trypanosoma cruzi, 657 nucleotides. RefSeq lists its product as uncharacterized. The transcript has a single exon. The annotation marks the transcript as partial. The record is from RefSeq and is a predicted model, not a curated record. NCBI's taxonomy places the organism in Eukaryota, Euglenozoa, Kinetoplastea, Trypanosomatida, Trypanosomatidae.
AUGCAGGGUAGCUGGGCGACGUUGAAGAAGAACUGUAGGAACUUCUUCCCAGGGCUCGCACUGUUUGCCAAACAGACACAGGAGGCAGUUGAUAUUUGGUUGCGCAUUUACAAUCGUCAACUGAAUUAUGGGCCCAAAGACUUUGUGGAGCAGAGCGAAACGUUCUCCCCCGACUACCACAAGCGCUUCCACUCACAAGAUAAGAACAUGUGGGUCGAUAUGGAGCUUAGUAAGGAGGUCUCCCAAGAGGAAAUAGCGAAGUUGAUGCGAUACAAGUUGGACAUGUGGCGCAUGGUGCAUUGCACUGGCUCUGUGCUUGUGAUUGGUGGCUACGCUCUCCCUUUGGCUCUCUUUUGGCUUGCGAAUGACACAUGGGUGCCAUCUGCUUUUAACUGUACCGCUGAGGAGCUCAAGGCAUGGCGUCAUGCUCAGGAUUUAUAUCGCUACCGCAGUAUUCCAUCCUAUUUAACCGACACCAAGUGGCACUUUGACUUUCACGCGUACCCGUGGAAUGAAACACAAGAGCGCGCAUGGGAUGACUUAUUUGAGAAGAACGAUGUCUGGCGUGAUCCGAAGUUGGUUCGCCAUGCCGCCGACAUGUACGACGGUUUUAUUAAGUUUGAACUCAUUCGUCGGAAGUCUUUACGUCAUCUUUGC